Molecule: messenger RNA, 997 nt
Organism: Phaeodactylum tricornutum CCAP 1055/1
Lineage: Eukaryota; Bacillariophyta; Bacillariophyceae; Surirellales; Neidiaceae
Exons: 1
Coding region: 149-997 (282 amino acids)
Molecular function (GO): acyltransferase activity, transferring groups other than amino-acyl groups
Source: RefSeq, a predicted model, not a curated record
AGGCGAAGACCAGGGUUCCAAAACGGAACCGGAGCCAACCUUGCACGACGCUGGCCACAGCAUCCAUCGACACCGGACCCAAAAGAACCACACACCGGGGGUUGACGACGUACGUGUUGCUCGUGGGUAUUGCUCGUGGUGAGGGAUCAUGACGGGCACAUGGCAUCACCCUUAUCGCGGUGUCGGAAUCCUUGUGUGGUUGGUCUUGGCCGUGGUCUUGAUCGUUCCCGGCCUGGUCGCGGCUUGGAUUCGACCGACUAUCGCGUCGUCCACGAGAACGGUUCCUCGUACAUUCCGACUCGCCCCAACUCCCUCCACCAGUCGUACUCUACGACGGGCGACGCACCAUGAGCACAAUCCGGAUGCGGACCGGACCAUUUGGGACGACAACAACAACAGCAACAACGCACCAGAUUCUAUUCCGAUUCGCGAGUGUCGGCAUGCCGAAUUGGGAUCGGUGGCGGACAUUAUUCUGAGUAGUUUCUACGCCAACACCACUGGUCCAUGGAAGCAGCUCUACCGAUUGGGAGAACUCAAUCGCGUCCAGCAGGGGUUUCCCUACGGCGACGACCGGGCCCGGCACCGCAUGCUCGUGGCACUCGCACCGACCAACGGAGACCUGGUCGGCUUUUGCGACGUGGACGCCCGGACGCCCAAUCGACCCACCUCCUACACCUAUAAUCCGCGGCCGUAUCUUUCGGAUUUGUGCAUUCAUCCGGAUUGGCGCCGCCGGGGGAUUGCCCGGGCCUUGGUGCGAGCCUGUGAACAAUUCUGUGUCGACCAACUCGGGAGUCACGAAAUCUUUAUUCGUGUGGAACGCAGCAACACUCCCGCCGUUGCCAUGUACCAGAGCUUGGCGUAUCGGGAAAUAGACAAUCCGGAUGAUCCCGACGGUUGCAUUAUGCUCUUGCGGAAAGAGUUGGGUACCGACGAGGCCACGAGCAACACGACCAUGACGGUGACUGGGACGGUCGGUACCCACACCCGACCCCGCUAA